AUGCAGGAGCAUAUCCGUCGCGCGCAUCCCGAACACUACAUUUCGAAGCUUCCGGCUACAGAAGAAAGCUUUCUGCUCAUGAUCAACACACCACCGAGCGAACGCCUGCCGAGUCAACAGAAUGCGGGGCCCGCUCAUGGCGGCAUGUCAGGCAGUAGUCCCGGAAACUUCAAUCCCGGCUUGAAUGGCCCGCCAGUCCACAACUCCAUGGGCCAUGGGACCAUCCACCAGAACCAGAACAAGCCGUACCUGCACGACAUCAAGCAUGGCGCCCCGGGCAUCCCAAGAAGUACCGACGAAUUCGUUGCCGGGUCUGCGCUGCCGGCCGCAAGUGCGGCCGCAGCUCUCGCGCAACUUCACAACCACAAACUUGAUCGCGAUUGGGACGAAGGGCGUGAGCUACUGCCCUCCAUUCUGUCCGGUUCGCCGCCUGGUCGCUCGUCGACACUUCCUCCGCUGCAGCGUCCCCUGGGACCCUCGCGGCCAAGGAAGCAGUCCAUCACCAAGCGGACGCGUGAGACCCACCAUAAGAAGCAAAGAUCUCGGGGCUCCGCAUCAGACUGGCUGCGUCGUAUUCAGAAUGAGUCGGCCGUCGAUAGGCUACGUCCCGGUGGGCCUCUGAAGGCAAUGUCGGCUGAGCCAUCUGAUUUUGGGAAGCGGUGGGAAGACCUGAUCGAUGCUGCGGCUUCCGCAACCGAGGACAUUGACGACGAGCGUACUCCCGUGCCGCAGUCGCCGAUUUCCAUCCACCGCGCUUCCUUGCCGCCUUUCCCACAUCAGGCGUUCCAGCACCACCAGCAGGCCCAGGGUGGCUAUCAAGCAUCACCGCUGCAACAGGCGCUGACACCGCCGUCAUACGCGCAAGAGAUGCCCGAGCCAUUCCCCUCUGUCGAGAGCAAUGAGAGUGGCGAUGUUUUCAACAUGGAAUCCCGUGGCCUGUCCGACUCAUCUCCCAGCUACUCUUCGCAGAACCCGCAGAUCUACUGUGCGGCGUGUGGCAACAUCUCCCAGCUCCGGGAAUCGUAUGCGUGUACCGAAUGCAUAUGUGGUCUCUGCCAGGCCUGUGUCGAGGUCUUGAUGGGAGAGCAAGGCGCCAGCAGGAAAUGCCCGCGCUGUCACACGAUCGGUGGCCGCUUCAAGCCUUUCCAGCUGGAUAUCCGGUGA
This is a messenger RNA of Sporothrix brasiliensis 5110, 1164 nucleotides long. RefSeq names its product transcription factor. The coding region runs from base 1 to 1164 and encodes 387 amino acids. The transcript has 2 exons. The record is from RefSeq and is a predicted model, not a curated record. NCBI's taxonomy places the organism in Eukaryota, Fungi, Ascomycota, Sordariomycetes, Ophiostomatales, Ophiostomataceae.